GGUUCAACCAACGCCAUCGCCCGGACUCAAGAGAGCUUGCCACUUGUAGAAUGUUGGCCACAUAAAGAGAAAAAAAUCAUUUCUAUUGGAACACAAAAGAGUUGGCACCAAAAAAAAAAAAAUGCGUGAGAGCGCCUUCUUGAGUCUGCUGACUGGUUAUCUGAAAAAGUUGGAUCAUUUUCCGAGAGAAAAUGUUUGAUUAAAUCCCUUCUGUGGAGGCGAUCAACUGGAUACACUUAUUUAACGUAGGCAUUCAUUUUUUACAGGAGACUUUUUUUUCUUUUACGAUCUGUAACAUUUUAAACUGCUUUAACUGGAAUAAAGCGAUAAGAAACUAGAGUGUCUCCAAGCAAGUGGAAAGUCAAUGAUGACAAAAUCUGUGGAGAAAUGUGGAUAUCCAUCACAUCAAAUGUAAUCUAAUAAUGAUGGGAGCUCUCUGUCUGGUAUGGACCUUAAAUGGAUACGUUUAAAAUGAGCUGACAGAAUACUGUAAAAACAUAUCUAUAUUUCUUGCUCUGGAUAAAAGCUUCAUUUAAAAUGGAAACUAGAAUAUAGGAAUAGAUUAAAUGUGUUCAAUAAAGUCUAGUUAAAAAUGUUCACAGUUCAUUGUGUGUUAGCUGCUUUCACGCUCAGGACUUCCAUUGUGUACGGAUUAGAGUAAUGUUAGACAAAUAAAGAAUAAAGUAUGUGGCUUUAAUGUAAACUAGACGACAAAAUGGAUUUCCAUUUCAUCCCAUCGGCAACUGAUCAACGUGUCAAUAUUUCUAUCAGCAUUGGUUCAAUAAAUACCGCGAUAAGCGAUUUAAAUGUCUGUAACAAUCAGAUCUUUGUCUGCGAUAUUAAAUGUCGGUGCCACAAAAAUAUGCAUGAAAAUCAUGCCUCCAGAGGAGCCUUACACCCAGAUGACACCGGUUUGGAUUGCGUCACUCAAUGUCGUCUGCCCAUUGCCAGAUCUCGAGAUUACAAUGUCAAGGUUCCUGACUGUCAGUAUUUCUGCCUUAUGCCAGCGUUGCUUUUUAAACGAUCACCUUUCUGCGCUGGUGUAAGCUGUGAAAAUCAUGAGAGUUAUCACCCCAUUUGUUCUAAACACUUCCAGCGAACAGUUUUGUUGACUGAUGCAUGGACUUUUCCCCGUGGCCUUGAACCUUGCAUACCACUUCCUGCCUUAGAGAAUGACUCCACAACAUCGAAUUCGACACGCACCAUUCGUCGCUUCCUUUUGUUGUCAAGUUGGGCUGUUGACUCGACUUGCAGAAUUAUCAACCAGACUACCUCAUCCCAUUCAUCGGCAAGCUCUAAAACCUACGCAAAAUUCAGCAGUGGUACCGAAGACAGAAACGUUUAUGUCUCUAGUGAGAAAUCGAAAGUUUCAGAUACCAAAAGAAGCACUAGCAGGAGUGUAUGCAGGAGUGUAUGCAGGCAUCAUUAUCAACCAACGUCACUACUAUGCACCUUUCUCUUAGCCAUCUUGGCCUUGACCACGACACGCACGAGCUGCCAGCCAAUUAGCCUGGCCAUCAGCGCCAUCUAUCCGGAGCUGAUGGCUACCAGAGAUCUGCAUUCCGAACUGUGGAACAACUUCGCCGCGGUGUGGCGCAGCCAUAUCUCCCUGCGUGACCACUUCACAGUUCACGUGUUUCACAAAGCCAUCAAGUUUGACGACCCUCGAGAGAUCCUGAACAUGUUCUGUAAGGAUUUCUUCCCCAACCAGGUGAUCACAGUUCUAAACAUCAACAACCCCCUGGGAAUGACCAGAAGAACGAGCUCCAACCACUACAUCAACCAGCUGACUAGGUAUCUCGGCAUACCUAUAAUUUCAUGGGACACAGAAUAUACAGGUAGUUCACAGGCAUCUCAGUUGCAUCGUACCAUCCAGCUAGCCCCCACCAUAGAGCAUCAGGCAUCCGCCAUGGUCAGCAUGCUGGAGAGAUACAACUGGACUGCUUUUACUAUCGUGACUUGCCCUGUGAUAGGCAGCACGCAGUUCGUCACGGCCCUCGAGUUGAUGGUCGAGGAGAGUCAGAAGAGAGCAGUGACAGCGCCCGCAUCGGCAAGGAAAGAAAGUUUGGAAAUUAUCUCCCAUAUUCAUCUGAAAGACGUUAAAGACAUAUCGAUUCAAUUGUCCAAGAUCAAAGGUUCAGACAGCAGAGUUUUCUUAAUGCACUGUACCAGCACCAUGACCUUUGACGUCAUAGCCGUGGCCAGGAACUUGAGUCUAGCAGAUAAAGAUUACGUCUGGAUAUUGAGUCGAUCAGCCAUUCCGAACGUCAGGCAAAGUACCAAACUGCCCAUAGGACUUAUGGGGAUAACUUUCGACUAUGACAAACAGGCAAUCAAGCAGGCCUUGCGGUGGGGCAUGAAGGUCUUUCUCUACACACUUUUAGAACUCAGCAAAAAACCUGGCCUACUGACCAACAUCACACUGCAGCCAAAGUUUUCAUGCGAUGCAGAACAACUUCCGGUGUGGCAAGAUGGUGAAAUUUUGUACAGACACAUGCUAAAUGUGUCCAUACCAGGAGAAACACAUCUGAAGUUCAAUCAGAAUGGAACUCUGAAACAGACAGACCUGAUCAUCUGGAACUUGCAGUGGUUGGGUGGCAGUAAAAACACCACAGAAUGGAAAGAGGUUGGUCGAUGGACAGUAAACGGUUUAAAGAUGUCGGAGAUCACGUGGCCAGGCGGGGGCUCCACUCCUCCAUCGGGGAAACCUAAGAGGGCGUUCCUCCGUAUUGCCACGCUGUACGAAGAGCCGUACGUCAUUUACCGGCAGCCGGAAGAAGAAGGGAAAUGUGAUGACAAGUCACUGCCAUGUCACAUCUACCAGAGGAAUGAGAAGAAAGUCUUACUAAGUAACGAAACAAUCUUCAAAUGUUGCUCUGGAUUAAGUAUGGACCUACUGAAGAUAUUCAGCGAACAACUCAACUUUGACUUUGAAAUCAAGGAAGUUUAUGAUGGUCAGUGGGGAUUAUUGGUCAAUAAGACUUGGAAUGGCCUGGUCAAAGCCCUGUUGACAAAGGAAGCGGACAUAGUGAUGACGUCAUUCAAAAUCAACCCGGACAGGGCCAGCGCCGUGAACUUUUCGGUGCCCUACUUGGAGACUGGCAUUAAGAUCAUUGUGGCGCUACGUGACGGCGCCAUAUCGCCAACAGCCUUUCUAGAGCCUUAUGACUAUGCCUCCUGGUCGCUUAUCCUAAUCUUCAGUGUCCAUGCUACCGGCUCGUCCAUCCUGAUAUUUGAAUGGUUAAGUCCCUAUGGACUGAACCGUGGACUGACACAUAUGAGAGAUCACAAGUUCUCCUUAUUCAGAUCCUUCUGGUUAAUCUGGGCUAUGCUGUUCAGUACAUCAGUGCAGACGGACUCCCCGAAAGGAAUAGCCAGUAGGUUCCUGGCCAAUAUCUGGGCUCUCUUUGCCCUGGUGUUUCUGGCUUCCUACACUGCCAACCUGGCAGCAUUUAUGAUCACUAAAGAAGAGUACUAUGAUUUGUCUGGCAUUCAAGAUUACAGGCUUCAGAAUCCAUAUACAAUGAAUCCUCCCUUUAAAUACGCCACUAUACCGAAUGGCAGCACUGAAGCCAACAUACGUACUAAUCAUAUUGAUAUGUACAACUAUAUGAAGGCAUACAACUUACCGGAUGUGGAGUCAGGAAUUACGGCUUUGAAACAAGGAAAGAUUCAAGCUUUUAUUUACGACUCAUCAGUGUUGGAAUACAGAGCGUCACGUGACCCAAAGUGUGGACUUGUGACUGUAGGCAACAGAUACGCCAUGACAGGAUACGGUGUUGGUUUCCCGCCAAAUAAUAAACAGUUUAAAAAUCCUUGGAUUGAUAAAUUCAACAAAGUGAUUCUCAAACUGCAGGAAAACGGUGAACUUGACAGGUUACAAAAGUUUUGGCUUGCCGGAGCUUGUGAUACGAAAAAAGAAAAAGGCGUGUCCAACAGAACUUUGGGAAUUUUGAACUUCACGUCUGCUUUCAUUUUAUUGGGUACUGGAGUUUUGUUGGGGCUCCUCAUUUUAAUAUUUGAACACAUCUACUUCAAGUUCUGUCGCAAGCGUUUAAAAAAAUGGGAUAAAUGUGGAUGUUGUGCUUUGGUAUCCUUGAGUAUGGGCAGAUCUUUACAGUUUAAAGACUACGUCGAGGAGGCGAUGAAUACUUUUGGGAAAUCCCGAUGCAAAGACCCAACGUGUGAAACACAGAUGUGGAAACUGAGACAUCAGCUCGAUAUGGCUUUGUUAAAGAUUGACCAUCUCCAGAAUCAGCUCGGCGAUCUUGGAGUGGAAUAUUUAGCUAUAUUACCAGCAUCUACGCAUGUCACGGAGCAGGAAGCAGAACAUGCACAGAAUUUUGGUGCCAUCAGAGCCAAUGGGAUGCAAAGUCCUCAAGCGUCUUUUAUAGGGUCUCAACCUUUAUCUAAAUGUGGAAUGAGGUUGAGAACAAUGCAGCCAUUCGGCCCAGAUCUACAGGAGACUGCUUUCAUGAAAAGUAAUGAUCAGGUUCUUUGUGAUCCUGUUGCUGGAAAGAUGGACCAGCUGGUGGAGCAUUUUGAUGAGACGGACAGCUCUCCAUUGGCAGAAGAGUAUCCUGAUCCCUCCCUGCCUCCACCUCCCCUGGGAGAGUCUCCUCUGCUUAGCGCUAGCGUCAGUAACGUCACAGGAGGAGGGGAGACUAGCUAUGGGUUUGAUGACUUUACCAGUGAGUCCGGCAGUGCCAGAAGUCUCAGCGCCCUGGCCGGCAGAAUACACUUGUCGGGUUCCUCCCCGGGCAACGCUCUGAGACGCACGCCAAGUUACUCCUCUGCUGUUGGUCGGGACACUGGCUCUGACAGCGCGGGAGAAAACUCUCCAAACAUGUCUGGCCGUGUCAGGCUGUAUGACGGUAAAACAUAUAUUGGAGUAGACAGCCGGAACAGAAUAACAUGAUCAUUCUUAAUCACGUAAUUAGUUGGGUUUUUUUUUUUGUGUCAUUCCAUUUGGUGAACAUGGUAGGGCAUCUCUUAAUGAGCUGUUUCAAAGUCUGACUUGAAAGCUUCAGACAUUUCUUCCGAGCUGAAGAUCAUUGCGUCCUAGCACAAAGCUCCUGAAAGAUGGCCAGAGUUAGCGGUGUGAAGGUUUCGAGCUCGACACCACCGUGGCGGGGAGUACAAAGGGGCACACAAUCAGGCAGACGUCAUGCUGGCGUGUGGUGUCCCAAAUAAAACCUUCCUAUACAUAGAAGUGACGCAUAACUAUACCGGCACAUUCAUCAUAGUACUGACCUAUCUAGUAUAUAUUUGAGCUUUGAUCUGGAAUUGUUUUCCAUUUGUAAAUAUUGUCUCGUCAUUUUUCUUCCGGUUGUAUUUUUUCUAUUGUUUUCUAUUCAAGCAUUAAAAUGACAUAACUUAAUUAGUAGCAUAGUUUCAGUGAAGCAUUACACCGAAUAAUGUCUCAAUGUUUCCAAUAUGUAUCAUUUACUAAAUUUCUUAAAGGUUUUGUGCGUUUCUGUGUAAAAACCGGUCGAUGUUGGGCGUUAUGGUGUUUCUCUCCGCAUAAACCUGAUGUCUUAUAUGAUAUCAUUACUUUCUUAAAAUUGUGAUUGCAUCUGCGCAUCUUUGUCCAAUUUUGUUUGUAACAAUUUUAUAUGGAGAGGAAAAAAACUCUAAGAAUAUUUUUCGGACUGAAGAAACCUUGUAACACAAUAGAACGAAUUCCUAUUUCUGCGGCGUUGUUAGAAAUUCAUCGUGUGUCUUCGAUAAAAUAAUUUUAGAUAAUUAAACAGCUUAUCUCUUAAUUACGUUGUAGUGAUAUGUAAAGGAAAAACAAUUUUAGUUUAUGUGUAUGUGUGUGUGUGUUUAUUCAGCCAUGCUAUUAAGUCAAGUCAUUUUCUUUUUUUUUUUUUCUAAGGCUGUGAAGAAAAAUUUAGAACAGCUUAUUCAGCAGACGGUAUCCUAUAUACACACACACACAUAAAUACAUUCACACUUACACACCAUUUUUGUUCAAUGUGCAUGUUUGAGUAAACUGAGUGUUAAAAUUCCAUUUGCUCCUGAUUAUAAAGCAGGAUGUCUGUAGUUCUAUUAGCUGGUGUCUAUUUGAUUGUAGCUCUGUAAUAUCAACUUUAAACUGCUUUUGUUCAUUAUCUUCGGUGUCAAAUGAUGUCAUGAAUGGAAACCGAAAGAGUUUUUGGAUCUGAACACUAUCUGUGUUGCAAGGUUUUAAGAAGAUUUAGACUUAUGUUAGAACUCCUCCAGUUAGCUUGCAGUCUCAUCUUUGGUGGAAAAAGGCUGGGCGAAUAUUUCGGAAACUGCUCUAAUGAGUUUUUCUGAAAAUUAGACAAUUAUGUAUAUCUUUGGGAAAAUUACAAUCUAGUUUGCCACUCUGUGAAAACUCUAGUUUGGUCGUGAUAGUUUUUUAAAAUAUUACCAGCUUAAAAUUUUAUUUCGCUUUGUAAAGUAAGUAAAAGGUUUCCCUUUCUAUAGUUUGGCUCAGGGCCGGUCUUAGGCCACUGCAACCUAUGCGGUCGCAGUGGGCCCCGCGCUUGCAUAGGCCCCGCGCUAAUUCGAAGUAAUUAUUAAAUUUCAAAAUUUGUAGGCCUACGAAAAAUUCCUGGAAAUCUCCUGAAUUUAUUAAAAUCUCAUGAAAAGUCAUAAAAAUCUCCUGAAAAAUAGACAAAAUUGUCAUUUGUGGGUGUCAUUCAUUGUGGAAAACGCCAAUCCUACACGCGUUAAAAGAAAAAGGCAUUGUCAGCAUUCAUGCAAUAGAAUUUAAUAAUCGGGCGAAUGUUCACCUUAAUCGGAAGUUCCAAUACUUUAUUUACUUUUAUAGUCACUGGCAUAUAAAUAUGCCAUAGGUUGAAAGGUUCAUAAAGUAAAGUUAAUUUGAUCGCAAUUUUGUACUUAGUAAAGAAUGAAUACAAUUCAAAGUCGAAUUUUUUUUCUAAUACAAAAUCUUAAUUUUCACUUAUUAUCCUUAUUCCCACCAAGACUAGGCCCCGCGAAAUCAGUUUCGCAUAGGGCCCCGCAAUUGUUAGAACCGGCCCUGGUUUGGAUUACCCUUUUUCAAAACGACUUUAGUGGGGAAUUUUCGCUCUCGCCUCCAAUGUUUCUUUUUUGUCAGUGAAGAUUUAAAUAAAUAAAUAGACUUCUAUGAAUAUUUUGGCAGUCCACAUGCCCUUGUCGAAUCAUUAGUUCGUUUGUAAAACUUGAUAGUGAUAAGGUCACUGUAAAAAACUUCUUAUAAUAAUAAAGAAAUAAAAAGAAUGAGAUGCUAUAGAGAGAAAGACCAUCGUCAGCUAAUAAGAAUUGAUUUUUUUUUUAUUUUACCUUUUUUAAAAUUUAAUCUACUUUUUUGUAGCCAGUGUAACAGUGUAGCCGAUGAGUAGUGCUAAUUUAUCAAUGCUCUGUCUGAUAUAUUAGAAUAUCUGUUGUGUUAUUUGCUCCCUUUCGAUAUUUGUUUAUUAUGGGUCAAAAGAUAAAGAACACCGCCAUUAAUUAAUUAAUUAGAAUUACGUCAGUGUAUGUCGUCUAUAUCCUGUGAUUGAAAGAUUGUGUCACUUAGUAUCCAUUGUUUUCUAAUUCAUUACGAUGGUUGUUCCUUUUAAUAUGGAUUUCUUGCCACAUCAAAUCUUUAAUCAUUGCAUCUGUUUACUGUCCAUUCGUUUUAGUCAACAAAUCUAUUGUUACAACUUGUAGUCAACAAAUCUAUUGUUACAACUUGUAUAUUGUUACUUAAUAAAUGAUUUUUUUCUCU
Messenger RNA from Biomphalaria glabrata, 7723 nucleotides. RefSeq names its product glutamate receptor ionotropic, NMDA 2B-like. The record is from RefSeq and is a predicted model, not a curated record. Gene Ontology annotation, biological process: synaptic transmission, glutamatergic; modulation of chemical synaptic transmission; monoatomic ion transport. Lineage: Eukaryota; Metazoa; Mollusca; Gastropoda; Planorbidae. Gene Ontology annotation, molecular function: NMDA glutamate receptor activity; transmitter-gated monoatomic ion channel activity involved in regulation of postsynaptic membrane potential. Gene Ontology annotation, cellular component: plasma membrane; postsynaptic membrane. The coding region runs from base 716 to 4918 and encodes 1400 amino acids. The transcript has 18 exons.